AUGUCAAAAAACUCAUCAACAACUGAUCAAAAAAUGAAAACAAAGUCUACAGAACAAUCUGAGUCUGGAAAGAAAAAAAUUGAUCCGAUAAAAAAUUUUUUUGCUGGUGGUGCUGGAGGAGCUUGUCUUGUUAUUAUUGGACAUCCUCCAGAUACAAUUAAAGUUCGUUUACAAACAAUGCCCAGACCCAAAAAAGGAGAAAAACCUAUAUAUACAGGAGUUUUUGAUUGUGUGAAAAAGUCUGUCAAGAAUGAGGGUUUUUUGUCACUUUAUCGAGGUGUGGGUUCUAUGUUCGUAGGAGUAACACCAACAUCAGCUUUAUCUUUUUUUGGUAAUAGUAUUGGAAAAAAAAUUCAAACACCAUCGAGAGACGAUGGAGAUUAUAGUUUACCACAAUUAUUUUUGGCUGGUUCAGUUGCUGGAAUUACUAAUACAAUUGCUUUAACUCCUGUUGAAAGAGUGAAAUGUUUAUUACAAGCUCAAGAAGCAGCUAAAUUAAAUAAAAAUGUCUCAUCAACUGAAUAUAAUGGAUCAUUUGAUUGUGCUCGACGAUUAUAUAAAAAAGGUGGAAUUCAAAAUUUAUAUCGAGGUGCAGGAAUUACAAUUAUUCGAGGUAUACCUCAAUGGGGUGUUUACUUUUGUACAUAUGAUGGUCUUAUGAGAGUAUUAAGAUCCGAAAAAAAUUCAAAAGAGAAUAUAAGUGCAUGGAGAACAAUCUUAGCUGGUGGUACAGCUGGAUUAUUCAGUUGGCUUAUAGGUAUGCCAGCUGAUGUAGUAAAAUCAAGAUUACAAAGUGCACCAUCUGAUAAAUAUCCAAAUGGUGCUCGAGAUGUUUUUCGUGAAUUAAUAAAAAAAGAAGGAUUUGGUGCACUUUAUAAAGGCACUGCAGCUAUCUUGAUUCGAGCUUUUCCUGCAAAUGCGGCAUGUUUUCUCGGUUAUGAAGUGGCAAUGAAGGGUCUGAAUUAUCUAUAUUAA
This is a messenger RNA of Rotaria sordida, 975 nucleotides long. NCBI's taxonomy places the organism in Eukaryota, Metazoa, Rotifera, Eurotatoria, Philodinida, Philodinidae. The record is from the annotation of a GenBank genome assembly.